Molecule: messenger RNA, 798 nt
Organism: Colletotrichum siamense
Lineage: Eukaryota; Fungi; Ascomycota; Sordariomycetes; Glomerellales; Glomerellaceae
Exons: 3
Coding region: 1-798 (265 amino acids)
Source: RefSeq, a predicted model, not a curated record
AUGGCGAACGCUUCAUAUGCACCAGCUUCGGCUCCCCAGGAGCACCCACUGGGCAACCUCGGAGCUAUGUUCGAGUCGAGAUACGACCACGUCUGGACGCUUUACCAGCAAAGGGACUACGAGAAGGCUGAGGCUGACGCCAUGAAGCUUUUGAUGGAGCCUCGCCUCGGAGACUUCCAUCGUGCGGGAAUGCACUUGUUGCUCGCUGGUUCUCCUCACGAAUACGUUGACCAUGCGCAGCAAGCAGUCCGCAUCUACACUCAAAUUCUUGAAGAGCAUCACUUCAACAUGUCUCCUAGGCAGCAGAUGGCCAUCCAGAACCUCGUCAACAAGUCCAAGGCCGCCUUGGAGAAAGCGCGCGCCGACCAGAGCGCCAUUGCUCGCGAAGUCCGCGAGGCUCUUGCGAACGGCAAGACUAUCAAUGACCUCCAUGACGCCCAGAUGAAAGACCUGCAGAAUCACGAGCUGGAGCUCGCUGGUGUAUUCGCUGAGGAGGGCAAGGUCGACACCAAGGACGACACCAAGGACGACAACAAGGACGACACCAAGGACGACACCAAGGACGACACCAAGGACGCCGGCGAGAACACAGUCGCCCAAGGAACCCAGAUCCCACCUGCCAGCCAGAUAAGUGUGUCUGACUUUGGCGCCUCCCAGUCCACUAGUGUGGCUCGCUCUCAGUCCACUGCGCCGACCGAAGUGGAUAUGGAGCUGCCUGAGAUGAUGGACGAGGAUUCUCCUCCGGUGAUGGAGGACUCCCCUGAGAGGAUGGAUGAGGACUCGCCGCCUGCCCUCUGA